AUGACCCUGACCGCGCCCGCCCACUUCCCCCAUGCGUGCUCGCCGCGCUCAUGGCCGCGCCCUGAAUGCCCCCCCGGCCGUGCACACCGCUCCCUAGACGCGCCCAGGUGCGCGCCCGCCGUUGCCGCCGCGUUCUGCCCACCUGUCGCUGCUCGCGCCACCGCGCCCGCCUCCGCUCGCCACUGCUGCUGCUGCACUGCUCCGCCCGCGCGCGCACGUCCCCGUGUUGCAGCGCCCUCUGCUCCCCCCUGCCGCGUGCCCCGACCGCAUCGGCCGCGCCCGCACGCCGCGUGUGGCCACGCCUCCUGCUCCUCGACGCUGGUCGCCCGCGGAUCCUCCGCGCCCCUGGAGCCCCUCGUUAGCCGCUUGGUCGCUCCCUCGUCGGCCACCUCCGCCCCGCACUGCCAAUCGUCGGCGCCGUCCGCUGCUGCCGGCCCGCGGGGGCUCGGACCACGCCGCCGCCUAGGACCACCUCGUUGGCGCCUCCCCUCCCCCGACGCCCACGGCGCCGAGGCCACCGUCACCUUCCCCUCCCUCGCGGGAUCUCCUCCUCGUCGGCGUCGCGUCAACGUCCUCUUCCUCAACCCCCACUGCCUAGACGCCACGGCCCCGUGGUGUGGCCCCGGCAUCUCCUCCUCCUCCCCUGCUCCGGCCACUUCGGCCAGGGCCUCGCCCACCGGCGUCCGCACGCGCGUGCAUGACCCUGACCGCGCCCGCCCGCUUCCCCCGUGCGCGCUCCCGUGCUCAUGGCCGCGCCCUGAACGCCCCCCCCCGGCCGUGCACACCGCUCCCUGGAAGCGCCCAAGCGCGCGCCCGCCGGCGGCCGCGCCUCUGCCCGCUCACGCCCGAGCCCACCGAUGGCUGCGCCGCCUGCUCGCGUUGCCGCCGCGCUCUGCCCAGCUGCCGCUGCUCAAGCCACCGCGCCCGCCUCCGCUCGCCACUGCUGCUGCUGCACUGCUCCGCCCGCACGCGCACGUCCCCGCAUCGCCGCGCCCUCUGCUCCCCCUGCCUCGUGCCUCGACCGCGUCGGUCGCGCACGCGCGCCGCUUGUGGCCACGCCUCCUGCUGCUUGAUGCUGGUCGCCCGCGGAUCCUCCCCGCCCCUGGAGCCCCUCGUUAG
Aegilops tauschii subsp. strangulata is the source of this 1119-nucleotide messenger RNA. Lineage: Eukaryota; Viridiplantae; Streptophyta; Magnoliopsida; Poales; Poaceae. The record is from RefSeq and is a predicted model, not a curated record.